AAAAAAAAGAAAAGAAAAAAUAUUGUCAUUUUGGUACCUCGUAUUGUCAUUUUCGUCCCUCGCCAUAUCAUCAGACCACUUGUCCAACUAAUGUCUAGUCAAUGUGCCACGUGUCCCCAAAAAAUGCCACAUCAGCUUUUUUGUAAAGUUAACAGUCAUUUUUAACGUCAGGGACUAAAGUGACUAACGGAUUGUAGAGUCGGGGACUAUUUUGUAUUUUUUCUUCAGUCGGGAACCAGAAUGACAACGAGUUGCACAUUCAGGGACUAAAAUGACUGUUUCCCCAAUAAAAAUUGAUAAAGAUGUGUACUCAGGUAAUUGAAAAUGUCAAUAUACUAUUUUGAUUGAAACUUUGAAAGUGGAUGAAAACAUAAAUAAACAGUGGAGUUUUGGAGGGAAAUUGUUUCACAGUCUCAUAAUUGCAUUGUGCGUCGUUCUUCAGAGAAAGUGAAGAACAUGCAUUUGCAUUUCCGAUUACGACCCACUUCCAUUUCGAUUCCCAAGAAUCACUUCAUUCACUCCCAAUCCAAUUCACACCCUUCCUCUCUUCUUCCACAAUGCUUUUCCAUCCUCCGUCACGCCAUCGCCGAUUCCGAUUUACUCCUCGGAAAACGCACUCAUGCCCUCAUUUUAACUUCCGGCCACAACCCCGACCGUUAUCUAACCAACAAUCUCAUCACAAUGUAUGCUAAAUGCGGUUCUCUUUUCUCUGCACGUAAACUGUUCGACAUAACGCCUCAAACAGAAAGAGACCUGGUUACUUACAAUGCAAUUCUUGCUGCAUAUGCUCAUACCGGAGAACUUCAUGAAGGCGACAAAACCCAUCAAGCCUUUCACCUCUUUCGUCUUCUUCGUCAAUCCAUCGUGCUCACCACUCGUCAUACAUUGUCUCCUCUGUUUAAGUUGUGCCUCCUAUCCGUUUCUCCCUCUGCUUCCGAGACCCUUCACGGUUAUGCUGUUAAGAUUGGGUUGCAAUGGGAUGUGUUUGUGGCUGGUGCUUUGGUUAAUAUAUAUGCUAAGUUUAGGCAAAUUAGAGAUGCGCGUGUUUUGUUUGAUAGAAUGCCUGUGAGGGAUGUAGUGCUAUGGAAUGUGAUGAUGCAGGCUUAUGUUGAAAUGGGUAUUGGCGAUGAAGCCUUGGUUCUUUUUUCUGCAUUUCACCGAAGCGGGUUGCGUCCUGAUUCCAUUAGUGUUCGUACUAUUCUCAUGGGGUUUGGUAAAAAAACUGUUUUUGAAAGGGAGUUGGAACAGGUUCGAGCUUAUGCCACCAAGUUGUUUGCGUGUGAUGAUGAUUCGGAUGUUAUUGUUUGGAACAAGACUUUGUCUUCGUAUCUCCAAGCGGGCAAAGCUUGGGAAGCUAUUGAUUGCUUUAGAGAUAUGAUCAAAUCGCGUGUACCAUGUGAUAGCUUGACUUUUAUUGUGGCCCUCUCUGUGAUUUCCAGUUUGAACCAUCUUGAACUGGGAAAACAGAUUCAUGGUGCUGCGGUGAGGCUCGGAUGGGAUCAAUUCGUCUCUGUUGGGAAUAGUGUUAUUAAUAUGUAUGUUAAGGCUGGUUCUGUUUAUUAUGCAAGAAGGAUGUUUGGUCAGAUGAAAGAAGUAGAUUUAAUAUCAUGGAACACUGUGAUAUCCGGUUGUGCUCAGAGUGGUUUAGAGGAGUGUUCCUUGAGAUUGUUCAUUGAUUUAUUACGGAGUGGCCUGCUGCCGGAUCAAUACACCUAUGCAAGUGUUUUGAGGGCUUGCUCCUCUCUUGAAAAAAGCUACUAUCUUGGUAGGCAGGUUCAUACAUGUGCUUUAAAAUCUGGGAUCGUCUUAGAUUCAUUUGUUUCAACGGCUCUAAUUGAUGUCUAUUCUAGGAGUGGAAAGAUGGAGGAGGCGAAGCUUCUUUUUCAUAACCAAGAUGGAUUUGACUUGGCAUCUUGGAAUGCUAUGAUGCAUGGGCACAUGGUGAGUGAUAACUACUGUGAAGCGUUGAGGCUAUUUGGUCUAAUGCACGAAAGUGGAGAGAAAGCUGAUCAGAUUACUCUCGCAAAUGCGGCCAAAGCUGCUGGGUGCCUGGUGAGGCUUCAACAAGGGAAGCAGAUUCAUGCUGUUGUUUUAAAAGAGAGGUUUGAUUUAGAUUUGUUUGUCAUUAGUGGUAUUCUGGACAUGUAUCUCAAAUGUGGAGAGAUGGAAAGUGCACAUAAAGUUUUCAACGGGAUCCCUUCGCCGGAUGAUGUUGCUUGGACCACUAUGAUUUCGGGAUGUGUGGAAAAUGGGGAGGAAGAGCAUGCCCUUUUAAAAUAUCAUCAGAUGAGACUUGCAGGGGUGCAACCGGACGAAUAUACCUUUGCCACCCUUGUCAAGGCUUGCUCUCUUUUAACAACACUAGAACAAGGUAGACAGAUUCAUGCAAAUGUUAUGAAGUUGAAUUGUGCUUUUGAUCCUUUUGUAAUGACCUCACUUGUUGACAUGUAUGCCAAGUGUGGGAAUAUAGAAGAUGCAUAUGGUUUAUUUAGAAGAAUGAACACUAGGAAUAUUGUCUUGUGGAAUGCCAUGAUAGUAGGAUUGGCUCAACAUGGAAAUGCCGAGGAAGCUCUCAACUUCUUCAAUGAAAUGAAAUCUAGGGGUGUAACACCAGAUAGAGUCACUUUUAUUGGGGUCCUUUCUGCCUGCAGUCAUUCUGGUUUGAUAUCUGAUGCCUAUGAAAAUUUUGAUUCUAUGCAGAAAAACUACGGAAUUGAACCUGAAAUUGAGCAUUAUUCAUGUCUUGUGGAUGCACUUAGCCGUGCGGGGCGCAUACAAGAAGCCGAAAAGGUGGUAUCAUCAAUGCCUUUUGAAGCUUCUGCCACAAUGUAUAGAACACUGCUAAAUGCUUGCAGGGUUCAAGGAGAUAAAGAGACCGGAAAACGCCUAGCAGAAAAGCUUUUUACCUUGGAACCAUCUGAUUCAGCGGCUUAUGUUCUUUUAUCCAAUAUUUAUGCGGCUGCUAACCAAUGGGAAAAUGCAGUAAGUGCUAGAAAUAUGAUGAGAAGAGUUAAUGUGAAGAAGGAACCAGGGUUUAGUUGGGUAGAUAUGAAAAACAAGGUGCAUUUAUUUGUUGCCGGAGAUAGAUCACAUGAAGAAACUGAUUUGAUAUAUAAUAAGGUGGAGUGUGUUAUGAAGAGGAUAAGAGAAGAAGGUUAUGUCCCUGAUACAGAGUUUACACUUGUGGAUAUAGAAGAAGAAGAUAAAGAGAGUGCUUUAUAUCAUCACAGUGAGAAGCUAGCAAUAGCUUAUGGGCUCAUGAAAACUCCACCAUCCACUACAUUAAGGGUAAUUAAAAACCUUAGAGUAUGUGGAGAUUGCCAUAAUGCAAUCAAGUAUAUAUCGAAGGUUUUUCAGCGAGAGAUUGUUUUGAGAGAUGCAAAUCGAUUCCAUCAUUUCAGGAAUGGGAUAUGCUCUUGUGGUGAUUACUGGUGAAUUUUGUUCACUUAAUAAUAUCCCAUUUUUUAAGUUGGCUUGUCCAAGAGGCAAGAUCUAUCAGUAAAAAAUUCACGCAUUCAUGUAAUCAACAUACGACGACCGUUGGGUCGAGAUCGGACAGUGUAAUGAGAGAAGUGCUUGGGAUGCACCCAUUUUUCAGCGGUGUACCGGGAAACUUAUGCACAACUUUUGCAAACAUGAAAUUCAAACAGUCAAAUUAAGACUUGGAUAGUAAGAUCACGUGACUAUCUUGACUGAAGGAAUUUGGGUUCGUAUAAUUUAUAAGAUUGAGAAUGAAUUUUGGCAUCAUCA
This is a messenger RNA of Trifolium pratense (red clover), 3750 nucleotides long. RefSeq names its product pentatricopeptide repeat-containing protein At4g33170. Gene Ontology annotation, molecular function: zinc ion binding; protein binding; RNA binding. The record is from RefSeq and is a predicted model, not a curated record. The transcript has a single exon. Gene Ontology annotation, biological process: RNA modification. Bases 457 to 3435 code for a protein of 992 amino acids. Lineage: Eukaryota; Viridiplantae; Streptophyta; Magnoliopsida; Fabales; Fabaceae.